GCAAGAUAUAGCUUAUACAAUGAAUCUGCUGACAAUAGUAUAAGCUAUUCGGUCUAUGUAAUCGGGAACUUCCGAAGUGUGGGAUACAAUAGCAUUUGACAAUCGGAAUACUACACACUAGAAAGGUCCAGUAGAUGACCACAUUUUCGGCGUAUCUCGUCUAUGAUCGACGCCUAGUUACACUUUUCAUGAUGAGUUUCGCUUUAAGUUCACGGAGACCCGCACUCCAAGCCCUGCAAUCUAACACACCCACCCACACACACACAUACACUGAUAUGUUCACACGGGGUAGAUUAUACACAAACAAAAGUAUGUCCACAUCAGCAAGUGGAGUUCAAAAGUUCAUGACUAUGCGAAUGUAUUCUGAGCAAUCACGUACAAGUGUGUGUACUCGACCGAUUAUGAGGUGUAUGCACAACGAUGCACAUAAAAAGGAUACAGAAGGGAUGGAACAAUUACCACAGACAGAUAUAAUGGAGGAGGACAAAAAAAGACAGAGUAUAUCCCCGAAAACGAAAUUCAGCGAUCUGAAAGUGGCAUCCAAUAUCUACACCAAACUACGUAAGCGCUU
Molecule: messenger RNA, 571 nt
Organism: Sphaeroforma arctica JP610
Lineage: Eukaryota; Ichthyosporea; Ichthyophonida
Exons: 1
Source: RefSeq, a predicted model, not a curated record